CUGAUGCCCCAGAAAAUCCCCGUCCAGGCUUUGCGCGCGCGGCCCCUCCGACCCCCGUGCGUUUCCCUUUGACCUCCGGAGACUUGAACCCUUCCCUGGCUGUGUGGAGCCGGCCCUCCCGGGAGCUAUCGAUCUGUAACACCCAGGACCCCUGAUAGCCCGACACCUCCGCCCACCAGAGCAGAGUCCUGGCCCGUGGUCGUGCAGUCCAGGGGGCUGGAUGGCAUGCUGGACCCAAGCUCAGCUCAGCGUCCGGGCCCAAUAACGGCUUUAUCAAGGGAGCAGCUUUCUGUCCUGGCCACACUGAGGUGCAUAGCGUAAUGUCCAUGUUGUCCUACACUCUGAUCACAGCUCUUUUGAUCGGCAUACAGGCAGAACCACACCCAGAGAGCAAUGUCCCAGCAGGACACGCCAUCCCCCAAGCCCACUGGACUAAGCUUCAGCAUUCCCUCGACACAGCCCUCCGCAGAGCCCGCAGCACCCCGGCCGGGGCAAUAGCCGCGAGGGUGGCAGGGCAGACCCGCAACAUCACUGUGGACCCCAAACUUUUUAAAAAGCGGCGACUGCGUUCACCCCGCGUGCUGUUCAGCACACACCCCCCACCUGUGGCUGCAGAUACUCAGGGUCUGGACUUGGAGGCGGGUGGUGCUGCCUCCUUCAACAGGACUCACAGGAGCAAGCGGUCGUCAUCGCACCCUGUCUUCCACCGGGGGGAGUUCUCGGUGUGCGACAGCGUCAGCGUGUGGGUGGGGGACAAGACCACCGCCACGGACAUCAAGGGCAAGGAGGUGAUGGUGCUGGGAGAGGUGAACAUUAACAACAGUGUGUUCAAACAGUACUUUUUUGAGACCAAGUGCCGGGACCCCACUCCCGUGGACAGCGGAUGCAGGGGCAUCGACUCCAAGCACUGGAACUCAUACUGUACCACGACGCACACCUUCGUCAAGGCGCUGACCAUGGACGGCAAGCAGGCCGCCUGGCGGUUCAUCCGGAUCGACACGGCCUGUGUGUGUGUGCUCAGCAGGAAGGCUGGGAGAAGAGCCUGACCUGCAGGGCAGCCCCCACCCUCCCCGAGCUCCCCCUCCACACCCUCCUGGGCCCCUCCCUACCUCAACCUGUAAAUUAUUUUAAAUUAUAAGGACUGCAUGGUAAUUUAUAGUUUAUACAGUUUUAAAAAAUCAUUAUUUAUUAAAUUUUUGGAAGCAUC
Neofelis nebulosa (Clouded leopard) is the source of this 1207-nucleotide messenger RNA. RefSeq names its product nerve growth factor (gene NGF). The transcript is spliced from 3 exons. The record is from RefSeq and is a predicted model, not a curated record. Gene Ontology annotation, molecular function: growth factor activity; nerve growth factor receptor binding. Gene Ontology annotation, biological process: nerve growth factor signaling pathway; positive regulation of peptidyl-serine phosphorylation; nerve development. Lineage: Eukaryota; Metazoa; Chordata; Mammalia; Carnivora; Felidae. Bases 321 to 1046 code for a protein of 241 amino acids.